This is a messenger RNA of Adineta ricciae, 390 nucleotides long. Lineage: Eukaryota; Metazoa; Rotifera; Eurotatoria; Adinetida; Adinetidae. The record is from the annotation of a GenBank genome assembly.
AUGCAAGAAGGUGAUCAAUCAGUGAAAUUUGUACAAAAGAAUCUAAAUACUUUGAAACAACUUAUCAACAAUAGUAACCGAAAACGAACAUUAUCCAUGUCAUCAACAAUUACAACAUCUUCUGAUGAUUCUUCAGCUAAACAACGACGACUUGAUACUGAUGAAAGUUUGAUUGAUUGCGACAGUGCUAGUAAGAUAAAUGAAUUAUUAUUUUUACAAAAGAAUCUAAAUACUUUGAAACAACUUAUCAACAAUAGUAACCGAAAACGAACAUUAUCCAUGUCAUCAACAAUUACAACAUCUUCUGAUGAUUCUUCAGCUAAACAACAACGACUUCAUACUGAUGAAAGCUUAAUUGAUUGCGACAACAUGAAGAUUUUUUCGGAUUAG